Messenger RNA from Cetraspora pellucida, 1428 nucleotides. NCBI's taxonomy places the organism in Eukaryota, Fungi, Glomeromycota, Glomeromycetes, Diversisporales, Gigasporaceae. The record is from the annotation of a GenBank genome assembly.
AUGCAUUACAGUUGUCAAAAAGUAUUUGUUGUUAUUAAAGUGCACAAUAGAACUGACAAGAAUGGUUAUUUAACAAAUUUGUAUUACAAAUAUGAAUUUGGUGGCACUUAUCAACCAAAAAAAACUGUAAAUCUACAAAAUCAACAUAAUAAAAGUAUUAAAAAACUUAAUUGUAACUGGAAGCUUAAUCUAUCAUCAGUGACAGAUUUGGUCCAUAUUACUAGUUUAUAUGAUAAUCAUUGUCAUGAAGAUAUUCAAUAUUUAAUAGUUAAUGAUACAUAUGAUCUAUCAACAAUCAGGUCUCUUUUAUCUGCUAAAUAUCCUGAUCAACCUUUUUUUACAAGGAAUCUUGCUAAUAUUGUAGCUCAAUUACAGAGAGAAUAUUGUGUAGAAGAGAAUGAUGCAUCUUUACUUUUAACAAAACUUUAUAAAUACAAAGAAAUUGAAGAAGCAACUGGGAUUCUACCAAGAGUUUUAAUAACAGAUGAGAAUCUUUCAAUAAAACACAUUGCAAGUUAUAAUCUUUUAAAUACCAAACAUCUCUUUUGUUUAUAUCACUUAAGUCAGAAUAUUUUAAAAAACCUUAAGAGUAAACUUGGUGAACAGUAUUCUAAUUUUAUUAAAGACUUUUACAUAACAUGUAAUAGUUUGAGUGAAGAUAAUUGUGAGCAUUUGCUUAUAUUUAAAAUUUUUACUGAAGGUAUGCAAUUAACUCAAAAAGUCAAAGGGCUCAAUAGGCAUAUUAAAACUGCUAUAAACAGCCCAUCUACUUUACUACUAGUUAUGGAGAUUAAUUAUAAUAAUCAUAUUGCAUUGCAAUAUGUUUUUCCUCAAAUUGUUAAACAAAUCAAUAAGUACUUAACACCAAAUUUAGCAGCUAAGCAACAAAAACAAAUAAUUGAAUCUACCAUAUAUCGAGCUCAAGCACUAUUAUUUAAUAAUACUAAUUUAAAUAAACAAAUAAGUAAUACUUUAUUGGAGUUGUUUUUAAGCACAGAUGCUAAUAUCUUGUUGAAUUCACAAGAAUUUGUAUAUGAUAACAAUUUUAUUAAAAAUACCUAUAAUAUUUUACAAUCAUAUUUGUUAGCUUUAAUCACUAAAGUUGAAUAUUUGUCAGUUCAAGAAAUUUGGAAAUUUCAAGUGCAUAUAGAAAAGAAACUUCAAUUUGUUAAAACUAUAAGCCUUGCAAAACAGGCUAUCACUUUACAAGAUAAUGAUAAAAAUAAUUGUAAGUUAGAAGAUUUCUUAAGAAACUAUAUUAAGAAGAAAAACUUAAAUAAGUGUCAAAAUUCUGAUGUUCUAUCUAUUGUUAUACAAAUUAAUAAUGAAAAACUAGUUUUUAUUAAAAAUGUUGCAGAUUCUGUAUAUCAUGUUGAUAAAGAAGCACCAUGCAAAAAGCAUAUUAAAGAUAAACAAGAAAAUUAUUAG